UACACCCAGCUACACAUGCCCCCUCAGAGCAGAGUGCUGAAUCCCACCAUCUGUUCCUCUGACGGACAGGAUCACACCACAGCAUCCUGCAGCAACAUGGCUCCAGCGCGCAAAAGCACAACGGAAAGAGUCCAAUCUGACAGAGAGAAGAGAAAACCUCUGGUGGAAAAGAAAAGAAGAGCUCGCAUUAAUGAAAGUUUACAAGAACUCAGAGUCCUCAUUUCGGACCCGGAUAUCCACUCAAAGAUGGAGAAUGCAGAAGUGCUGGAGGUCACUGUGAAACAAGUAGAAACCAUCCUACACAACCGCACUCAAGAGGUGGACGCUUUUAAGCGGGAGGCCAGUGAGCGUUUUGCCGCAGGCUACAUCCAGUGCAUGCACGACGUGCACACGUUUGUGUCCAGCAGUCCGGGGAUGGACCCAGCAGUGGCGGCGGAGCUGCUGAACCACCUCCUUGAGAGCAUGCCCCUAAACGACGAGCUCCGAGAGAAGCUCGGUGAGCCGGGUGAGGACGGAGCAAACAGCCUCGCAUGCAGCAGUACUGGGUUCCUAGGGUCCCCGGCUCUCUUCACCACCUCUCCCGAUGAACUCAGCUCUGACAUGGAUGAGACAGACUCGGAGCACGGCCAGGUCUCCUCAGAGGAGGCAGACACCCAGCAAGGGCCCUCUGCGGUCUUAACUUGCUCCAAUCCACUGUGGAGGCCUUGUUGGUGAAGGCUUAAGUUUGUAGGUGCACGACCUCAGUACAUCAGCUCUUUGAUGUUUAUCUUGAAACUAUUUAAUUAGAAAUUUAUAUAAUUUUUACAGAUACGGAAAUGGACCUUAUCUGUAAAUAUGGUCAAGCUUCUCUAGAUGUAUUAAUAGUUGCUCAUAACUU
Molecule: messenger RNA, 877 nt
Organism: Nothobranchius furzeri (turquoise killifish)
Lineage: Eukaryota; Metazoa; Chordata; Actinopteri; Cyprinodontiformes; Nothobranchiidae
Gene: hes6
Product: hes family bHLH transcription factor 6
Biological process (GO): regulation of transcription by RNA polymerase II; anterior/posterior pattern specification; regulation of neurogenesis
Cellular component (GO): nucleus
Molecular function (GO): protein dimerization activity; DNA-binding transcription factor activity, RNA polymerase II-specific; RNA polymerase II cis-regulatory region sequence-specific DNA binding
Source: RefSeq, a predicted model, not a curated record